GCGAGUUUUACCUCCGGGUUUGGGAGCGGUUGUGCGCUGCGGCCGCCAUUUUGCUGGAAGGGGAGGCGCGUCUUACUUCCCGACUCCGUACCCUAUCCCAGCGGCAUCGCGGCUCCCCACGACCUCCGAUCUAUGAGCCUUCCCCUACCCACAAGACUCUUCCUGUUGCGCUCUGAUUUCAGGACUUUCUCCACAACUAGGCUGUUUUCCCUGCCCAGGUGUCCUUUUGACCUCUUGACCUCUGACUCAAAGGUCAGCUCUAAGGUUCCAAACUCGGGUCUGGGAUGCGAAGGGGCGAUGUAUUCUAAAUUCCCCAAGUCUUUAGCACUGGGGCCGUAAAUCCGACGCUUUUGGUGCCUCGUCCCAGGUCAGCGCUUUCAUGUCCUGAAAUUGAACACCAGGUUUCCAAAUCUAGCCAGGGAUAAGAAGUUAACUCCUACUGUCACUCCUUGAGCCCUGCAUCCCAACUUAUACCGCAAAUCUGGUUGUACAUUAAAGGACCCCGUUAACCCUCAGAUUCCUUGUGGUUUAAGUCAGCCUCAAUCCCAGCUCCCAAGGUUCCAGAUUUUAGCCCUGGUGUUUUCAGUCCCACUGCUUAGGCCCCCAAAUCUGGAACUCAGUUCUAAAACCUUCAAAAUCUCCAUCCCUGCGACCAGCACCUUUUGGAGGAUCCUUCCCUCUCGCAUUCUCCAUCUUCCAACCCAAGUCACAGACCCCAAAAUGAUUUCUCCAUGCUCUCCUUCUUUAGAGCCACCAAUUCCUGCUCCUCAAACCCCUGCAUCCCAGGCCCCCAUAAUUCCACCUCCUCCCCUACCCCCAAACCUCCCGGAAUUAGCUUUUCCACCCUCUCCCUCAAGUCUCCAGACCCCUAUUCCCCCACCACCCCCACUGCCGCCUCCACCCACUACCACCAGGUUUUCUCCCCCUCACGUCUUCGGCUUGGAGAAGAGCCAGCUCCUGAAGGAGGCCUUGGAGAGGACCGGCCCAGUCCCCAGGAGCAGAGAGGACGUGAAGAGGCUCCUGAAGCUGCACAAGAGCCGGCGGAACAGUCCUCAGAGCAUUCUGAGAGCCUCUCCCAGGUUAUAAUCCUCAGUUUCAGAAGUGACCUGCAGUGGAUCCUCUUCUGUGCUGACCUGCCCUCCCUCAUCCAAGAAGGCCCUCAGUGCGGGCUGGUGGCCUUGUGGAUGGCAGGCACUCUCCUGGCACCCCUCAGCAGCACCCCCCUGGAGAGACUGGUGCAGGUGGCCAUGGAGAGAGGUUACACGGCCCAGGGGGAGAUGUUCUCAGUGACUGACAUGGGCAGGCUGGCCCAAGAGGCACUGGGCUGCCAGGCAGAGGUGCUCUAUGGCGGCCUGGGUGGUCCCAACAGAGACCACGUCCUGCAGCACCUUGUCACCGGACAUCCCCUGCUUAUCCCCUAUGACGAGGACUUCAACCACGAGCCGUGUCAGAGGAAGGGCCACAAGGCCCACUGGGCAGUGAGUGCAGGAGUCCUGCUGGGUGUGCAGGGUAUGCCCAGCCUCGGCUACGAGGAGGACCCUGAGCUGCCAGGCCUGUUCCACCCAGCACCCGGCACGCCCCGCCAGCCACCAUCCCUGCCAGAGGAAGGCUCCCCAGGAGCCGUCUACCUUCUCGCCAAGCAGGGCAAGAGUUGGCACUACCAGCUGUGGGACUACGACCAAGUCCGGGACAGCAACCUGCAGCUGACGGACUUCUCGCCCUCUCGGGCCGCCGACGGCCGUGAGUACGUGGUGCCCGUCGGUGGGGUGCGGGCCGGCCUCUGCGGCCAGGCCCUGCUCCUCCGACCACAGGACUCCGGCCACUAGCCUGCUGCAGCCCCGAGCCGGGGUGACGGGGCGCAGCCACAGCUCAGCUGUGUCACCAUUCACAGAGUGCCCCAUCUUCUCCUCUGUACGACAGCCUGGGGGCUUGGGCUGGAUCUCUGAGGACCUCCAACCAGAGAUCUUUCAUGCAGGGUCCCCCCCCGACUCCAUCCAGUCCCAAUCCUGGGCCUCAGCUCCCCCAAGCCCGUCCCCCAGUAUUGAGCACCUACUCUGGGCUGGGGUUAUAGCCAGGAGCCCCACAGACAAGCUCCUUCUCUGCAAGGGAGAGACCGGCAACCGCUCAGACCCCAGGGCUUGUCCACCCCACCUCGGUGUUGCAGCCACCCGUUUCUGGCUGCUGCCCGCCGUCUCUCUGGACCCCUUGCUGCUUCCCAGCGUCUGUCCAUGUGGAGCCAGGGAAGCCUUUUAAAACGCAAACCAGGGACUUCCCUGGCGGUCCAGUGUUUAGGACUCCACGCUUCCACUGCAGGGGGUACAGUUCGAUCCCUGGUCGGGGGAACUUGAGACCCUGCAUGCCACGCAGCGCAGCGCGGCAUACUUCUUGCAGGGCAGGGACUAAACUCACUCCGCCCCAGGUCACCUCCCUUACCCCAGGCUGUUCUUCCUCACGCUUUCUGCCACCAGCCAGGCAUAGUGGCCUCUCCGGUGCCUAGGUGUCCUGUCUCCCCCACCCCCCAGCCCUGUGCCACAGACAAUUCUGGAACUGCUCUACCCUGGCUCCUUGUCACUUCCUCUGGGAAGACUCCCUCUGGCUGAGCACCUC
Globicephala melas (long-finned pilot whale) is the source of this 2607-nucleotide messenger RNA. RefSeq names its product actin maturation protease (gene ACTMAP). Lineage: Eukaryota; Metazoa; Chordata; Mammalia; Artiodactyla; Delphinidae. The record is from RefSeq and is a predicted model, not a curated record.